Messenger RNA from Sporisorium graminicola, 696 nucleotides. RefSeq lists its product as uncharacterized. The transcript has 2 exons. The coding region runs from base 1 to 696 and encodes 231 amino acids. The record is from RefSeq and is a predicted model, not a curated record. Lineage: Eukaryota; Fungi; Basidiomycota; Ustilaginomycetes; Ustilaginales; Ustilaginaceae. Gene Ontology annotation, biological process: cell wall biogenesis; (1->6)-beta-D-glucan biosynthetic process.
AUGGUUUCCGUCAAGAUCGCCACCUUUGCCGUGCUCGCGCUCGCCGCUGCCGAUGCCGUCGUCUCGACCAUUGUUGUCACCAAGCCUGUAAAUUCCACCACUGCUCACGGCGGCAAGCAGCUCACCGUUGAAUGGAACGAUGACGGCAAAUCGCCCAGGAGCCGCGACUGGGGCCGUGUCAACAUUUUCCUCGCCACGGGCUCGCGCGAUGUCCAGUUCAAGCUGCAGACGCUCGACAGGAACGUUUCCUACAGCAAGGGCUCGGGAUCUUACAAGAUCGACCCCACUUCGGGUCCCAACGGUGGCUACUACUUUAUCCGUUUCGAAGGCACCAACACCACCACCAACCCCAUCCCCGCCAUGGCCUUUUCCGCUCGCUUCACCCUAGACCAGAUGACCGGCAAUUUUAACCAGACCAUCAUGUCGACACUUCAAGGUGCAUCUGGCACCGGUCAACUCACCGCCGCCGCUGCCGCCGCCUCGGCCACCUCGUCUUCCCCUUCGUUCUACUCGUUUAGCACCACGCAGAGCCCCUUGGCUCUUGCCACUUCGCUGGGCUCAUCUGCCAACAGCGCCGCCUCUUCGUCAUCGACCAGUGUCAAGUCGACGUCGGAUGCGGCUCCUGCCGUCAACAGGCUCAGUGGCUACGCCAGCGCUCUCGUCGGUCUUGCCGCUGUCGGUGCUGCUUUCCUCUAA